AUGCGCACGGCGGAACGCGUCGCGGAAUCGCACGCGGUGUACAUGCAGCAGGCGAUGCGCGCGGCGGAGUUUCGCACGAACACGAUGGGGAUGCUGCUCCCGAGCAGCAAGCGGCAGUGGAUGGCGACGCAGGAAAAGUUCAACGCCGCCGACGUCGCCGAGGAGGCGCUCAACAAGGCGCGUUCCGUCGUUUAUCUCACACUGAUAAAAAACGGGACGCCGAAAUCCACCGGGUCGCUCGAGGAGGUGCAACAGGAGAUGCUCGAACGGCGACAGAAGCGGCACAGGGAGCGGCUCGGACGCGUCGCCGUCGCCGCCGCCGCGUUCGCGGUGGCGACCGUGCACGCGAACGCGGCGGCGGCGAAAGCCGCGGAGAUGGAGGAGGAGAAGCAGAAGCACAUCAGGCGCGUAUUCUAUCUCGCACUGGUCCCCAUACGACCGCGUCGGCGUUGUGAACUUCAUUCCUUGAGGACUUUCUCUCCCGAGGAGCAAGAGGCGUUGGAUAAGCUCGCGUUCUUCAAGGUCAUCACGGAUUACUUCUCUCCCGUGUACUUCAUGUCCGACGAAGAGAAGCGACGGCGCGAGGAGAUUCGCAUGCGGAAGCAGAGCGCGCGCGCGGAAGAGGCGAGGAAGCGCGCCGCGGAGGAGGAGGCGGAGCAGUACCACGAGCGCGAGGCGAAAAAGACGCAGCGCGCGUGGGCGGCUCGCGCCGCGGAGAGAGACGCCAUGGACGAGAUCACCGCCGCGUUCGACGACGCCGAGCGCGUCGUCCUCAAGACGCUGCGGCGCGUCGCGCAGGACGCGCGCGCGGAGGCGAAAGCGCUGGGGGUGAGCUUGAUCGACCGCCCCGCGCGUUUGAAAGAGGGCUCGCCGUCGUUUGAAAGGGUCUUCGGCGCGGUGAAGGAGGCGCGAUCGCGGACCAAGGCGGCGUUGGAAAACGUCAAGAGUCGCGCGCUCGGCGAGAUUUUCGCCGCGCAAGAGGCGGGGUUCGUGACGGAGACGUGGCGGAAGCAGUCGGACUCGCGGUACCGCGCGUUCUGCGGGCUGCUUCAGUCGCUGCUUCAGAGUUUCGAGAAGGCGACGGCGGCGGUGGUGGCGAAUCCGGAGGCGCCGGCGGAGCCCGAGUCGCACUUCGACGUCGGGCACAGGUUCAGCACGUUGUCCGCGGAGGUGGACAUACCGAAGGGCCUCGCCGCGGACACGAUGACGCUCCUGAUGCCGAUCGCGAAGGAGCUCACGCGAGAUGCCGCGGAGACGCGAGAGGCGAUCGCGGUGGCGGCGGCGGACCAGACGGUGCCGUUGCGUCACUGCCUCAAACGCGCCGACGACGCGAUUCGCGCGUCCAUCAAGCGCGCGUUGAAACCGUUGUGCGCGGGGGUGAAAUCCGGGCGCGCGUACGGCGAGGUGUCGAAACAAGCCAGGAACGCGAUGUUCAACGUCAUCACCGGCGCGGAGUACGAAGUAACGGCCGCGUUGAAGGCGUUAAAACCCGCGGCGGUGUACGCCGUGUGGGCGACGGUGAACACGUCGCCGAAACCCGCGGGGUUCGUCGUCGGCGGCGAACGCAUGGACGAGCAGAUCCGGAAAGUUCGCGUCGAGCUCGCGAGGUAUAAAAACUCCCUCGAACGCGUCAUCGCGUCCGUCACCGUCGCCCUCGGCGACGCCCUGUGCACGGACAAGAACCCCGCGGACGGCGAGGAGGGCGAGGGCCCGUACGUCGACGCGCCGCCCGCGCCGGCGCGGAUGCUCAACGGCCUCCUCCCCGUCGUGCGGAAGAUGCGACGCGUCGCGGAGGGUUGGAGCGGGCUCGUGGACGACGUCGCGAGCGCGGAGGCGGGCGCGACAGGCGGGUUCCCGUCCACGGUCGCGGUGGACCUCGUAUCCGUCGCGGGGUUCGCGCGCCGCGCGCUGGAAGCCGCGGGAGACGACGCGAAGGUGGUGAUGACGGCGUGCGCGUGCGAUCCGCCGCCGCGGGAGAAGACGGACGCGGAGCUCAUGGAGGAGGAGGAGGGCGAGAAGGACCCGAACGCGCCGCGGAAGAAGGAGACGAUCGAGCUCGAGGCGAAGGCUGCCGCGGACGGCAUCGUGGACGCCGCGACGGCGACGGCGAACAAGAUCACCGCGCUCGCCGCGUCGUUGAAGGACGCCGUCGCGGACCCCACCGCCGGGGACGACCAGGACGCGGAGUUCUUCUUGGACCCCGAGGACGCGGUGCCGACGCCCAAGUCGCUCGCGGACGUCCAAGCGUUAACUGCCGCCGCGCGGGCGUUACAAAUCGCCAUGCGCGACGUCUUCGACGACCUCGCGGAGGAUGUCCGCGACGCGAGUCUCGUGACGCGCGACGCGAUGCCCGAGUUGCCCGAGGAGGCGGCGAUCGAAGUCGGCAGCGACAGCGGGCAGGCGUUGGACGAGGGCGGCGGCGAGAGCGACGACGACGACGAGGGCGGCGGCGGCGGCGUCAUCCCGGCGUUCGGCGCGAAGGCGAAGAAGGAUGCGAAGGGAAAUCUCGUGAAGAAAAAGAAAGGCGGCGACGACGACGACGAGGAGGAGGAGGAGGAGGAGGAUGUCGUGGCGAUGGCGAAACUUCGCCGCGCGCGAAUGGCGGCGCAGGCGCGACGCGACCUCGGCGAAGCCGCCAUCGCCGCCAUGCGCGACGCGGAGACGACCGCGAAGGAAGUCAUCGAGUCCGCGAUGCGCGACGCCGGCGCGGCGAUGUUCGCCGCGCUCGACGCGGAGGACACGCGGUGGCGGCGGCUGCCGCACCCGCCGUGCCCCGGCGUCGUCCACCUGGGCGUCGCCGCCGCCGCGGCGGCGGCCGCCGCCGCCGCGCUCCCCGAGGAGGACAAGGACGUCGAGGACGAGUGGGAGGCGGACUCGGUGAACGGGAUCGGCGUCCAGACGGACGGCGGGCCGAGAGAGGACGCGGAGGAGGAGGAGGAGGAGGAGGAGGAGGAAGCCGCGCCGUCCGAGCCGGAGACGUUGCCGUCGCAGAAGCCGGGCUGGCGCGCGCCGCGAGAUAUCUACCUCCUCCUCCGCACGUACUUCCAGAGCCGUAAGGGCGGCCUCAAGGCUGCGGUGCUCGACAUGGAUAAGCUCGAGAAGGGCGGCUUAUCGCGCGGGGAGCUUCGGUACCUCGUCGUGCAAGCUGUCCCGGACGUCACGAUCCGAGAGUUGAGGCACUUCGAGGUGGAAGUCGCGGACGUGCGGAGCGGCGAUUGCGACGGCGACGGCGAGGGCGAGGCAGAGGGCGCCGUCGUCGUGAGUUUGGAGGCGCUGAGGGACCGCGUGCGGAGCGCGCAGAGGGCGCACAAGGCGGCGAGGGCGAGAAUGGCGCUCGGGAACGCGCCGCCGCCGCCGGACGCCGCGGAUGGUGCCGAUGGGGGUGCCGAUGCCACCGCCGCCGCGGCCGCGCCGUCGUCCGUCGCCGGAGAGAGCGAAGCGUCCGCGCCGCCGCCGUCGAAGAAGCCUCCGACGAAGAAACCGCUGCCGCCGUCCAAGGGCGGCCCAAAACCGCCGCCGCCGCCGCCGACGCACCGCCCCCCCGACGUCCGCGGCCUCGACCGCGCUUUAUCCGCGCUUCGAGACGCGUUCGAGCGCGAGGGCGACGACCUCACCGCGCGCGCGCUCUUCGAUCGCUUCGACGGCGACGGCGACGGGUUGCUCGACGCGGACGAGUUUCGAGUUUUGUGCCAGACGCUCGUGCCGUCGUUUAGCCCGGCGGAGACGCGGUUCGCGCUCGCGCACGUGUUCGAACGCAUCGAAGCGGACCCGGACGAGGACAUCAUGGGCGAGCUCGCGAUCGUGCAUCUGAUGAAGACGUCGCCGCCCGCGCACGGGACGAUUCCGUUCGUCGCGUUCGAGGAGGCGAUCAAGAGUUUAGGGCACCGAGACGAGGAGUGA
Molecule: messenger RNA, 3900 nt
Organism: Micromonas pusilla CCMP1545
Lineage: Eukaryota; Viridiplantae; Chlorophyta; Mamiellophyceae; Mamiellales; Mamiellaceae
Exons: 7
Coding region: 1-3900 (1299 amino acids)
Molecular function (GO): calcium ion binding
Source: RefSeq, a predicted model, not a curated record